Molecule: messenger RNA, 1726 nt
Organism: Uranotaenia lowii
Lineage: Eukaryota; Metazoa; Arthropoda; Insecta; Diptera; Culicidae
Gene: bys
Product: bystin
Exons: 3
Coding region: 144-1610 (488 amino acids)
Biological process (GO): rRNA processing
Cellular component (GO): preribosome, small subunit precursor; nucleolus; cytoplasm
Molecular function (GO): snoRNA binding
Source: RefSeq, a predicted model, not a curated record
UCAACACGCGGUCGAAACUUGUUUUGAUUUCAUUCGCACGUUUUUGCUCAAAAACUGUUACAGAAAAAUAUAGUUUUCGAACUAGUUUUCAAGCUCUAAUUUAUGAAAUAUUGAUUAGUUUACGUAGUAAUUCUUAUAACAAGAUGGGUAAGUCAAAGGCACACCGGAUCAAAGCCCUGGGAGCUUCAAAAAUGUCACUCGGUGAGCAGCUAGUCGAAGGACGAGUAUCGAAAAAACCCAAAGCCAGCAAGUUUCGGCUCCGAGCUGAAGAGGAAGAUUUCGUAGAUGCCAAAACUACCAAAAAGAUUUUGAACCAGGCCCGGAAGCAGCAAGCCGAACUGAACCUGCUGGAUGACUCAUUUGGCCCUUCGCUAUCGGAAUCCGCCGCUCUAGCCGGAGGCCGCAAGAAACAUCGACUAGGUGAUCACGACUCUUCGGACGAAUCCGAUGAAGAAUUUCGCGAGGAUGCAGAUGUCGACGGGCAGGAUUUUUUCGAUGACAUCAAAAUUAACGCGGAAGAUGAAAGGGCCUUGGAGCUGUUCCAGAAUAAAGAUGGAGUCAAAACACGAACUUUGGCCGACAUGAUCAUGGAUAAGAUUACAGAGAAGCAAACUGAAAUUCAGACACAAUUUUCUGACAAUGGUUCACUGAAAAUGGAAGAAAUUGAUCCACGAGUUAAGGAAAUGUACGAGGGCGUUCGGGAUGUUUUGAAGCGCUAUCGAAGUGGUCGCAUUCCAAAGGCGUUCAAAAUUGUUCCGAAGCUAAGGAACUGGGAACAAAUUCUUUACAUAACAGAGCCACAUAAUUGGAGCGCAGCUGCAAUGUUCCAAGCGACGAGACUUUUCUCUUCGGGUUUGACACAAUACAUGGCUCAGCGGUUUUACAAUUUGGUUCUGCUACCGCGAAUUCGAGAUGAUUUAGCCGAAUACCACAAACUUAAUUUCUAUCUUUACCGGGCACUGAAGAAAGCCUUGUUCAAACCAGCAGCCUUCAUGAAAGGUAUCAUUCUGCCCCUACUAGAAUCCGGCGACUGUACACUACGAGAGGCAAUUAUUUUCGGAAGCAUCAUCAAUACCACCUCGAUUCCGGUAUUGCACACCUCGGCUUGUCUGCUCAAGAUCUGCGAAAUGGAAUACUCGGGAGCCAAUUCUAUAUUCAUCAGAAUCAUUCUGGACAAACGAUACGCACUGCCUUAUCGUGUGGUGGAUGCAGCCGUUUUUCAUUUCCUGCGCUUCGAGCAGGAUAAACGAGAGCUUCCGACACUCUGGCACCACGCACUAUUGUCCUUUGCCCAGCGAUACAAGAACGAUAUAUCCACCGAACAGAGGGAAGCUUUGCUGCACUUGCUAAAGAAAAAAUCACACCCAAAGAUCACUCCAGAAAUCCGCAGGGAGCUUAUGGCGGCUCAGUGUCGUGACGUCGAAAUGGGCGAAAGUUUGGCUCACGAGGCCAAUAUGGAGUACAAAGAGGAUGACGACUUCACGCCAAUGGAUGAUGAUGGACCCACGGCGUCUUCUUCGGGCAAAAGCGGAGCCGUCCAGCAGAUGGAAGAAGACAGCGAUGAUGAUGAUGAUGAUGAAGAUAGUAAUGAUGAGGAGGAAAAUCUUUAGAAUGGAAUAUUUCUACGGAUACUAUUUUUAUUAAAGUUAUAUUUGAAGGCAAAUAUUGUAAGCUAUACAAUUGAAUUUGGAACAAAUAAAAAUUAACCGAAAUCACUAACUUUUUA